Messenger RNA from Salmo salar (Atlantic salmon), 10175 nucleotides. Its product is annotated as collagen alpha-3(VI) chain. The record is from RefSeq and is a predicted model, not a curated record. Gene Ontology annotation, molecular function: serine-type endopeptidase inhibitor activity; protein binding. Lineage: Eukaryota; Metazoa; Chordata; Actinopteri; Salmoniformes; Salmonidae.
GGUGUUUGUUCCAUCUCAACCUUAGAGUCAGUGCCACAGUUCCUCUGCAGAGUGAUCGGGAGGGUGUCAGUCUGUUUCUGAAGUGCUGAGUUUCAGUGUGUGCCGAUAACCAAGACUCCUCUGCGGUCUAUCAGCCCCAUCUCCACCACGCUCAUCCGCCUUCCUUCAGGGGAGCUGAACAAGCCAGCUGCACAGAGAGGAAAUACCAGGAGGAUAAUGACCUAAAGGCCUUUGUCCUUUUGCAGAUUUUUGUUUUUACCAAAGGCUGUGGAAUACAGCUAUUUCAGCUCAGGGUGUUCUUUUUGGUGCUAGGUAGAAGAUGAGGAAACACCGGCUGUUACCGCUGUGCGCUCUUCUGGGUGUCCUGUUCGCAGGACUUCUGCCCAAACUUGAUGCCCAGGGUCAGGAAGCACAAGAGUCAGCUGACCUUGUACUCUUAAUUGACGGAUCUGAGAACGUUGGAGCGGCCAACUUCCCCCGCGUGCGCGAUUUGGCUAUGAAAGUCAUUGAGGGCCUCGAUGUGGGCAGGGACACAAUUCGGGUGGCUGUGGCUCUGUACAGCGCGGACCUAGAGAUUCAGUUCUUUCUAAAUAGCUAUGACACCAAAGCCGCUGUCCUGGACGCUGUGAAGGCCCUUCAGUUCACAGGCGGCGAUGAGGCUAACCUUGGAGCCGCCUUGGAGACAGUCCCUGGGAGCCUGUUGAAUCCGGCAUCAGGGGGCAGGGCAGAGGAGGGGGUGCCCCAAGCUCUGGUGGUGAUCAGUGCCGGGCCGUCCAAUGACGAUUUCAGUGCGGGUGACAGGGCUCUUAAGGCAGCGAGCAUUAUCACGUUUGGCGUGGUGGUCGGCAGCGUGGCCACCGCCGAGCUGGAGACUAUCGCCACAGACAAGAGCUUUGUUCUGUCGGCCCCCGAUUUCAGGGCAGUGGCAAGCAUGGGUGACCAGUUGCUACCAUAUGUUAACGCGGUGGCCCAGCGCACCAUUGUCAUUCAGAAUGAAUUUACAGAAGCCUUGGAAGUGGGAAAAAGGGAUAUCAUUUUUCUCAUUGACAGCACUAUGGGUGCCACAAUGAUCAACUCUCUUCGUGAGUUUAUCAAAAGGUUUGUUGACAGCAUGCCGAUCGGACCGGAUCAAGUGCAAGUGGGUGUGGCCCAGUUCAGCAAUACUGCCAGGCUUGAGAUUGAGCUGAAUGCAUAUGGAUCCAAGGAAGACUUGAGUGCAGCCCUAGGCAGACUCAAGCCAAGACCAGGACAAGUGGUGAACAUCGGGGCGGCCCUGGACUUUGUGAGGAGCAACAUGCUGAGGCCUGACAAGGGGAGUCGUAUUCAGCAGGGCGUGCCCCAGCUGGUUCUGUUGUUGACCAGUAAGAAGUCCAGCGACAGUGUGGAGCAGGCUGCUGAGGCACUGCAGCGCAUGGGGGUUCUGACCCUGGCUGCCGGCACUAAGACUGCCGAUGAGCAGGAGCUGAAGCAGAUUGCCUUUGAUGAGAGCUUGGUGUUCAUGCUGAAGGACUUCCGCGCAUUGAUCCGCAACCCCAGGGUGAUUGUCUCUCCCCUUUCCACUCUAUCUGGGAUUGUGGUGACUGAGGGACCCACAGAGCCAGUGGUUGAAAUUACAACAGUGCAGACCCAGCGAGUAGUCAGAGACAUCGUCUUUAUGGUGGAUGGCUCUAGCUACAUUGGGGGUGCCAACCUUCCGUACGUGCGGGAUUUCAUUGCCGGUGUGGUAAACCAGCUGGACGUGCGGCCCGACAGGGUGCGCAUCGCUCUCAUGCAAUUCGCAGAGAACCCAAAGAUUGAAUUCUAUCUGAACACGCACAACACAAAGCAAGAUGUGCUGGCCAGCCUGGGUCAGCUCAGGCUAAUGGGAGGGUCUGCUUUGAACACGGGAGCGGCAAUGGAUUAUGCACUUACCAACAUGUUCCGGGACUCGACUGGGUCACGUAAGAGGCAAGGUGUCCAACAGGUGCUUCUCCUGAUCACUGGAGGCCCAUCCCAGGAUGAGGUUAAAAGGAUAGCAGACAAAGUGGCCGUGGCGGGUGUACUGACCUUCACAGUCAGUGCUGGCCAGGCAGAUGAGGCCUACUUGAAGACGGUCGCUUUUGUACCAAACUUGGCUUACCAUGAAAGCAGAUUUGCUGACCUGCCAAGUGUUGUUGAACAGAUCAUGACUCCUUUGACUACUGUGGUCGGAGAUACAGACAUCACAGAAACAGAAAUAACCGAGGAACCUGCAGUCGUUGGAGGCGAGAGGGAUGUUGCGUUCCUGAUUGACGGCUCUGAUAAUGUCCGAGCAGAUUUCCCCUACAUCCGGGACUUUAUCAUCAAAGUCAUUGAGCCUCUUGAUAUUGGACAAGAUAGAGUCCGGAUUUCAGUUGUCCAGCAUAGUGAGAGGCCAGCUCCCAAUUUCUACCUGAAUACAUAUAAGGAUAAGGCUGAAGUUUUAAGGGCCGUUAAUGAUCUAAGACUGUCUGGUGGACGGAGUCUGAACACCGGAAUGGCUUUGAAAUUCAUGAAGGACACCAUCCUGUCCCCAGUUCAUGGUAGCCGUGCGGCUCAAAAUGUACCCCAGUUUUUGAUUGUUUUGACCGGAGGCAAGUCUAAGGAUAGCGUGAAGGAGUCUGCUGGUGCUUUAAAGACCGAUGGAGUGGUACCGUUUGGCGUUGGUGUCAAGGAUGCAGACCCUAAGCAAAUCGAGGCUAUUUCUCACAACCCAUCCUUUGCUUUCAACGUGAAGGAAUUCAGCCAGCUCAAUACGGUCCAACAAACGCUCAAUAGCUAUGUGAGCCUUCCCAAGGAAAAGCUGAAGGCUGUCCUGGAGGAAGCUGAGUCUCAGGGUCCCAAGAAGGAUAUCGUCUUCCUUGUUGAUGGCUCAGAUGGCGUCGGAAUGGAGUUCCCCAUCAUCCAGGAGUUCAUCCGCUCAAUCGUGAAGAACCUCAACGUGGGCGAGAACAAGAUCAGGAUUGGUGUGGUGCAGUAUGGCGACUCCCCCAAUGCAGAUAUCUACCUGAACUCCCACACAACCAAGGAGGGGGUUAUGAAUGCUGUCAAGGGACUGAGGCAGAGAGGCGGCCGGGAACGUAACCUGGGUCAGGCAGUGGAGUUUGUCAGUAGUGAAGUGCUGAAUGUUCGACGUGGCGGCAGGAAGGAGGAGGGUGUCCCACAGUUCCUGAUUGUCGUCUCCGGCGGAAGGUCCACAGAUGAUAUCAGUCGACCUGCGACAUCACUGAAGCAGUCAGGCGUUUUGCCCUUCAGCAUCGGGACCAGAGAUGUAAACCCUCAGGAGCUUCAGGUUGUUUCCUAUGUUCCCAACUUUGCGUACAGUGUGGAUGACCUCCCUGGCCUGUACACAGUCCAGGACACACUGAUCUCCAAGCUCACAGAGUUGUCCGAUGACGACAUUGCCAGGCUACGCCCUGUUUUCCCAACUGUGGAUGUCACCACAACCAUAGUAUCCACUGGCGGAGAAAAGAGGGAUGUGGUUUUCCUCAUUGAUGGCACAACAGCUGUGCGCAGCGAGUUCCCCGCCAUCCGUGACAUGAUCGGGAGGGUUGUGGAAAAGUUGGACGUGGGUCUGGAUCGGGUCAGGGUGUCAGUGGUGCAGUACAGUGACGAUGCCAAUAUGGAGUUCCUCCUGAACGAGCACUCCACCAAAGACGAGGUCCGCCAGGCCACGAGGAAGAUUCAGAGCAGGGGUGGAAACCGUCUAAACACUGGCCGUGCCCUCGAUUGGGUCUCCAAGAACAUCUAUCAGAGAUCAGCCGGUAGCCGCAUCGAGGAGGGUGUGCCUCAGUUCCUCAUUCUAGUCACGGGGGGAAAGUCCAACGACGACGUCUCUGGACCAGCCAACCAGCUGAAGACCAACCUGGUUGCCCCUCUUGCCAUCGGGGCAAAGAAUGCCAACCUCAAUGAACUGAGGCAGAUCUCCCUGAAGCCAGAGUUCGCCUACUCCAUUAACAACUUUGGGCAGCUUGCAACAGUGGAGCGGCAGCUUAUUGCUUCAGUCAACACCAUGACCACCCCUGUUCCUCCUGCUAACCUCAACAUGGGGAGGAAGGACAUCAUCUUCCUCAUAGAUGGCUCGGACACCACAGGGUCCAAUGGCAUCGCCCACAUCCGUGACUUCAUCCUCAACAUCGUUCAGCAGCUGGAUGUGCAACCUGACCAGGUUCGGGUCGCUGUCGUCCAAUACUCUGACAAGGUCAAGACGGAUUUCUCUCUCAAUUCCCACAACAAUAAGCCAGCUGUGCUCUCUGCCAUUAAAAGACUACGCCAGCAGGGUGGCAGAUCGUCCGAUCUGGCCAAAGCCAUCGAGUAUGUGAUCAGGAACGAGCUGAAAUCCUCGGCAGGUGUCCGGCUUGCGGAGGCCUCCCAGCAUCUGGUGGUCCUCACCGGCGGAAGGUCCCCCACUGACGUGUCUGUGUAUGGCCCUCUGCUCAAAGGCUCCCGGGUUAACUGCAUUGGCAUUGGGGCUGGUGGAGCAGACUCCAGGCAGCUCAACCAGAUUGCCACCAGCUCUGCCGAUGUUCUUCAGGUACCUACUUUCCCCGGCUUGCCUACCAUUAAGGAGAGGUUCAUUGCCAGGCUCAAUGGGACAAUCCCCGAGGAGACCCCUACAGAAAUUGUUGACCCAACUUCAGGACUCCCUAAAGCCAAGGCUGCUGACAUCGUGUUCUUGGUGGAUGGCUCCAUCAACCUUGGCAAGGACAACUUCAAGGAAGUGAUGGAGUUUAUCCUGAACCUUAUAGACCUCUUCUUCACCGAGCGUGACAACCUGCAGAUUGGCCUUGCCCACUAUGCCACCGACGUCACUGACGUCUUCUACCUCAACACCUACAAGACCAAGGACGACAUCAUCAGCGCCCUCAGUCGCACGGAGUACAAGGGUGGCCGCAGGAUCAACACGGGUGCUGCCAUUCGCCACGUGCAGGAGAACCACUUCAUCAAAGAUAAAGGCAGCAGGAAGGAUGAGGGCAUCCCCCAGAUCCUGAUGAUUGUCACUGGCGGAAGGUCAUCCGACGAUGGCAAGACUGCCGCUCUGGGGUUGAAGGCCACCGGUGUGCGCAUCUACGCCGUUGGCGUGGGCGACAUUGAGGAUGAGUUGAACAACCUGGCGAGCGAGGCCUCCACGGUGGCCAGGGCGAGCACGUUCAUGGAGCUCUCUGAGCUCAACGAGCAGAUCCUGGAAACAUUGGACGACGAGGUGAAGGGAAUCAAGCUGUGCACUGGCGUGAGCCAGGAACCCUCAAAAGCUUGCAGUCUGGAGGUGUUGGUGGGCUUUGACGUGUCCUCACAGAACAUCUUCCAGGCCCAGAGGAUCCUGGAGUCCAAGAUGGGUGCCAUCCUCCAGAGGAUCACCAAGAUGACGGGCAUCAGUUGCUCGUCGGGACAGAUCCCCUCGAUCCAGGUGGGCAUUCUGGCCAUGGAUACCGCCUCGGAACCUGUCCACCUGGAGUUCACGGACAACGCCGACAUGCUGUUUGAGUCAUUCCGGGCCCUGCGCAAUCGCGGCCCCUAUGUCCUCAAUGCCAAGACCAUUGCCGCAUACGGUUCGAGGUUCAAAAGCCGAGCCGCGGACGCAGUCAAGGUUGUGAUCCAUCUGACUGAUGGUCUGGAUGGCCAGUAUAACGAAAUGAAGAGACGGGUCGAAGAACUUAAAAUUUCAGGUGUGAACAGCUUCAUCCUGGUGGGUCUGGAGCAGGUACCCAGGUUUGAGGAGGCUGUGCUGCUGGAGUUUGGCCGAGGCUUCAGGUACACCAGACCCCUCCGAGUCAAUGUCAUGGAUCUGGACUACGAGCUUCUGGAGGAACUGGACAACAUUGCUGAGAGGGAGUGCUGUGCAGUGCCAUGUAAAUGCACUGGCACAAGGGGAGACCGAGGAGCAGUCGGGCUUGGAGGACCCAAGGGCAGUCCAGGUGGAGCAGGCGGAGCAGGACAUCCCGGAGAUGAGGGAGGACCCGGAGACAGAGGUCCUCCUGGUGUCAAUGGAACGCAAGGUUUCCAGGGCUGUCCUGGACAGAGGGGCAUCAAGGGUGGUCGUGGAUACUCUGGAGAAAAGGGGGAAUAUGGAGAGAUCGGCCUGGAUGGCAUAAAUGGAGAAGAGGGCAAGAGCGGAGUCGCUGGACCCCCAGGAGACAGAGGGAACCCUGGGAGAAGGGGACCCAAAGGAACUAAAGGACAUGCAGGAGACAUCGGGGAUACAGGAAUCAGAGGCGAUCCUGGAACCACAGGUCAAGAUAACAAUGUGGCUGGACCUAAAGGAGACCCAGGCGAUGUCGGCCCAGUGGGAGAGCCAGGGGAGGAUGGUAAGAAGGGAGGCCCCGGUGAACCAGGCAGGACGGGUUCUGAUGGUAGAAGAGGCCCACCUGGUCAAGCUGGAAACCCUGGCAAACCCGGAGGUGAUGGUGUGCAGGGAGAGCCUGGUAUCGGAGGAUCCAGAGGCCAAGCUGGACCAAUCGGUGCACCUGGAACUAGAGGUGAGGAUGGGAACCCUGGACCAAGGGGUCCAGGAGGAGCCCAGGGACCCCCCGGAGACAAGGGCAGGAGAGGAGCUCUGGGUCGCAAGGGUGAACCAGGAGAGCCCGGACCAAAAGGCAUCGUGGGACCUCUGGGACCUCGUGGUGAGCCUGGCGAAGAUGGUCGAGAUGGAUUUGGUAUCGCAGGGCCCAAAGGAAGAAAGGGUGAUGAGGGCUUCCCAGGAUUCCCAGGACCAAAGGGAGCGGCAGGUGAUGGAGGAAACAAUGGCGGACCAGGACCCAUAGGAAACCGUGGCCAGAGGGGUGUUUCAGGUGAAAUCGGUACUCCGGGUCAAAAGGGAGAGGUUGGAUACCCCGGGCCUUAUGGCCAGAAAGGACCGAGAGGACCUGGCGUUGUGCAAUGUGACCUUGUGAAGAAAAUCAGAGACAACUGUCCUUGCUGCUAUGGUCAACAGGAGUGCCCUCUCUACCCCACUGAGCUAGCCUUUGCCCUGGACGCCUCAGACGGCGUGGGUCGGCCCGCCUUCAACAACAUGCGUGACGCCGUUCUCCGCCUGGUCGGCAACAUCACCAUCUCCGAGAGCAAUUGCCCACGCGGUGCCCGCGUGGCCCUCACCCUCUACAACAACGAGGUGACCACCGAGAUCCGCUUUGCCGAUGCGCUGAAGCGCCGCUCCCUGGUGCAGCGCGUGGAAGGCUUGCAGGCAUUACAGACGCGCAAACAGCGCAGCCUGGAGACGGCCAUGAACUUCCUGGCGCAGAACACCUUCAAGAGGGUGCGCAGCGGCUUCCUCAUGAGGAAGGUGGCCAUAUUCUUUGUCAACGGGCCAGUGAAGGAUCAGCGGGCGGUCAGCGCCGCGGCCCUCCGUCUCUAUGACUCCGGCAUCGCCUCGGUGUUCCUGGUCAACAAAGAGGAUGGCCAGCUUACCAGAGCCCUGAAGAUGAACAACACUGGGUCAGCACUGGGUCAGGUGAUCGUACUGCCUAAUCCCGGAAGUGCACAGUACAACUCGGCUAUCCAAAAGGUCAUGAGCUGCCACAUCUGCCUGGACUCCUGCGCUCCAGACCAAAUGUGUGACUACGUCCCCCCUCAGCAGUCGAGAGACAGGAGGUCCUCCACCACCGACGUAGACAUUGACAUGGCCUUCGUCAUGGACAGCUCCGAGACCACCUACCCCACUGUCUUCACCGAGAUUAAACGCUACGUUGCGCACAUUGUGGAGCAGCUUGAAGUCUCGUCAGACCCUAUGGCAUCCAUCCACCAUGCCCGUGUGGCUGUGAUCCAGCAGGCACCCUACGAGUUCCUGCGCAACAGUAGCGGCUCGCCAAUCCGCGUGGACGUGGGCCUGACCGACCACCUCUCGGCCCAAGACAUCCAUAACUUCCUCCUGGACAAAACGCCCCAACUGGAGGGUGGGCGGGCGCUGGCGGCAGCCAUCGAGCACACGGUGGAGCAGGUGUUUGAAAGGGCGCCCCACCAGCGUGACCUCAAGGUGCUGACAUUGUUCGUGACAGGCCCAGUGGAGGAGGAUGAGGAGCGGCUGGUUGCCGUGGCCACCGAGGCCAAGUGCAAGGGCUAUUUCUUGGUCAUCCUGGGCGUUGGCGAGAAGCUGAGUGCUGGGGAUGCCCGCGUGAUGAUGCGCAUGGCCAGUGAGCCCUCCGACGUCUUCUUCAAGAGGCUGACCAGCACCUCGCACUUUUACGACAAGCACAUUCAGAACUUUGGCCGACUGCUGCCCAAGUAUCUCAGCAUUGAGAACGCUUUUUACAUGUCCCCUGAAGUCUCCAAAAACUGUCAUUGGUACCAGAGUGACCAGCCAUUCCCCAAGUUCCCCUUCCCCAAAUCACACCACAGCCAAGAGAAACAUCAAAAACACCACGAAAAUCACCAGGCAGUCCAUCCAAGAAAGCACAAAGACCAAGAGGAGUUGCACGUAGCCAAUGCCACUUCCAGUGGCCUGACCCUGCGUUGGGCCAGCCCGGACCCCAAGCUCAUAGCCUACUUCGAGGUGGUGGUGACGCGCCUGCGCGACCACACACUGGUGCUGAGGAGGAAUGUGACAGGCACGGAGAUCACUGUAGGCGGCCUGGAAAGCGCCCAGACCUACCACGCCGUGGUGACCACACACACCGCCCAGGGCCACGUUGCGGCCACACACAAAGGCAUUAUUACUACCAAAGCAGCAGCAGAGCAUAAGGUCGCUGCCCCCAUGGAGGUGACUGGUAUCAUAGCCACUACACCACUGGACAAACCAGAGAUUGCUAACGAGCUCACAGACCCAUGCUCUCUUGACUUUGACCCUGGAUUGGCGUGCAAAAACCAUCAGGCUAAGUGGUUCUUUGACAGAAAGAAUGGGAUCUGUACCCAGUUCUGGUACGGUGGUUGUGAAGGCAAUGGCAAUAGGUUCGAGACUGAAGCCCAGUGCUUGAAACGCUGCAUGAGGUCAGAACCUCAGCAACAAGUGGAGCAGCAGCUCGAGACUGAGAUCCUUCCCGCUCCCGCGGUCUUGACAAGAGUGGAAAUCUGUCAGCUCCCCAAAGAGGAAGGCGCCUGCGCAAAGUUUGUUCUCAAGUGGCACUACGAUGCACUCAGCAAGAGCUGCACACGCUUCUGGUACGGAGGCUGUGGCGGCAACCAGAAUCGCUUCGAAACUCAAGAGGAGUGUGAGAAGGCCUGUGGAAAAGCAGCUCUGCCUCGAGGGCAAAAGGCAUGGGAUUGGUUGGAUGAAAGCCGUGCAAACCCCGAGCGGCACUCACAGCGACGAGUGAGAAUGAAAGGAAAGAGAAGAAAAGGCUCGCUAGGUGCACCUGUCAACCAAGGAGUCAUUGCCGCAAUAAGAACAUAGGAGGACAUUGAUUCAUUGUCAACGUAUUCCUCUUCUGAGAUUUGGAAGAAAACCAACUAAAAUGGCCAAAGAAAAGCUAUACCAAAGGAAAGGUGGCUGCACUGGAUUCCAUGAACAGGAUUUGAUCAAAAACAAUCUUGAAGUAGUCUUUUUCACAAAAUGAAAGCAACACAAUUUGCUGCAUGAUUUUUCCUACUGGUGCUACAUAGUGUUUUUUAGUUUUCUCUGAUGGAGUUGCAGAGUACAUCCAGUGUUUGUAAUAUAAAAUUCUGUAACAGUUACACCAUAUGUUUUUCAUAAAAUAAUCAACUCUUGAGAAUAAGGUUUUAUAAUUAAAAUGUAUGUGUAUGAACAUCUUGGGACAGAGAUUAUCAAUAAAGCGUUAUUUACACAUGCACACACACACACAGGUCCACAUACACACACAGGUCCACAAUGACUUUGAAAGGGUCAUCAUAGGUUAUUUUACUUCACUAUAUAAGUAAGUAAGCAUUUCACUGUUAAUCUACACAUGUUGUUUACGAAGCAUGUGAUGAAUAACAUUUGAUUUGAUUUGAUAUAUCCCCCAAUUUACUUUCCCUCACCAUGCCAAAUACUCUCCUAGUUGCAGAGUUCACGCUGAUGUUAACACAAGUCCUACCUGGCAGUGUGUAUAUAAUGAGUUAAACCAAUUUCUCAGCGUCAACAGGAAUUCAUCAUGUAACGUAAAUGCACUUCUGGAACCACUGCCUCAAACACAUGUUCCACUUUUUGAAUAUGGAAUGUACUUGUCAAGCUGUUUUUUGUUUUGUUUUACUGAACGUUGUGUUUCAUCUGGGAACGGGGGAAAUAAAAAUGAAUUAGACUUUCUAAUAAA